Messenger RNA from Vollenhovia emeryi, 810 nucleotides. Its product is annotated as epsin-like. Bases 266 to 703 code for a protein of 145 amino acids. The record is from RefSeq and is a predicted model, not a curated record. Lineage: Eukaryota; Metazoa; Arthropoda; Insecta; Hymenoptera; Formicidae. The transcript is spliced from 2 exons.
CUUUCUGUUUUCAGUGCGCCAAUAAGCCGCGCGCGUUCGCAUCUACCGCGUGAAGGCUGAGAUCAUAGAGAGAGAGAGAGCGAGGGAGGGGGAGACGGGGCUCCUUCUUUCUCCCCGGAGAGGGUGGAACGUCGACGGCGGCGGUGCGACGCUAUCAGCAGCAACGGCGGCGAUCGGCGUCGGGGUGCAGCCGUUAUCAUCCAGCUAUCAUAGCACAGUGCCACCCCAGAACGGAAGGGGUGGUUCGCCACUUCGUGUCGCGGCGAUGGUAGCAGCUGCCUCCGCUACGGCCACCGCCACUGCCAGCGUGGUGGCCAUGCAGGACCGCCAGGACAUCCCCUCGCAAUUCAAUCAGAUGCAGAGCCAACAUGGAAUACCCCCGCAAACGUACAACGCGGGGUACGGCCAAAGAGGACCAAUGGCAGGAAUGGGGCCAGUCGCGAUGAACAACUUCAACAGCAUGGGCACGAUGAGCCCGAUGCACGCUAUGAAUUCUAUGAAUUCGAUGAACAGUAUGAAUGGUAUGAACUCGAUGAAUCCUAUGACAAUGGGAGGGAUGAACGGUAUGAACGGUAUGACCGGUAUGAGUGCUAUGAGCGGAAUGACACCCAUGAACUCCAUGAGCAAUAUGGGUAACGUAGCCAUGAACAACAUGAUGGGACCCAACAACAUGCAAAUGAACAAGAUGCAGGUACGUGUCUAAGGCCCAGUUGUGGCGACUUACUCAGCUCGCGUCUCUCAGUUCUGCCGUGAUUCGCUACGAGAUCAUUCACGAGCGAGACUUCUCGGUCUUGCACGAGGGGUAAACCG